AUGUCUGCCAGCGCAUACGACCGACAUAUCACCAUCUUCGCCGACAAUGGUCGCCUGUACCAAGUCGCCCGAGCCGACCAAGCUGACCUCUCCUACCCAGAAUAUGCCUUCAAGGCAAUCACAGCCGCAAACAUCAUGUCUGUAGGCCUGCGAGGCAAGGACUGCGCCGUCGUCUUGUCACAGAAGAAAGUUCCCGAUAAGCUCAUCGACCCCUCAUCUGUCUCUCACAUCUUCCAAAUUUCCCCCUCCGUCGGAUGCGUCAUCACAGGCUCUAUUGCCGACGCCAGAGCCUUCUCCCAGCGUGCCCAGGGAGAAGCUGCAGAGUUCCGGUACAAAUAUGGCUACGAGAUGCCAGCUGAUGUCCUGGCCAAGCGACUGGCCAACAUCAGCCAAGUGUACACCCAGCGUGCUUACAUGCGACCUUACGGUGUUGCUACCACCAUUAUCAGCCUGGACGACGAGCGGGGACCCCAACUCUUCAAGUGUGAUCCGGCUGGGUACUUUAUUGGUUACAAGGGCACUGCCGCAGGCCCCAAACAACAGGAGGCUAUGAACCAUCUGGAAAAGAAGCUGCGGAACAAGGAGCACGCUGAAGGAUCAUGGGAAGAGGUUGUUGAGCUGGCCAUCACAACACUGAGCACGGUUCUCAGCAUGGACUUCAAGAAGGGAGAGAUUGAGAUUGGCAUUGUUGGCGGCCCUCGAACGGACGGCAAAGAGGGUACGGACCCGGGUUUUAGAAAGCUCACCGAGGACGAGAUUGACGAGAGAUUACAAGCCAUUGCCGAGAAGGACUAG
Messenger RNA from Trichoderma gamsii, 795 nucleotides. RefSeq names its product 20S proteasome subunit alpha 1. Gene Ontology annotation, cellular component: proteasome core complex; cytosol; proteasome core complex, alpha-subunit complex. The transcript is spliced from 5 exons. The coding region runs from base 1 to 795 and encodes 264 amino acids. Lineage: Eukaryota; Fungi; Ascomycota; Sordariomycetes; Hypocreales; Hypocreaceae. The record is from RefSeq and is a predicted model, not a curated record. Gene Ontology annotation, biological process: ubiquitin-dependent protein catabolic process.